Glarea lozoyensis ATCC 20868 is the source of this 2826-nucleotide messenger RNA. RefSeq lists its product as uncharacterized. Lineage: Eukaryota; Fungi; Ascomycota; Leotiomycetes; Helotiales; Helotiaceae. Gene Ontology annotation, biological process: positive regulation of phosphatidylinositol biosynthetic process; vacuole inheritance; protein localization to vacuolar membrane. The coding region runs from base 1 to 2826 and encodes 941 amino acids. The transcript has a single exon. The record is from RefSeq and is a predicted model, not a curated record. Gene Ontology annotation, cellular component: fungal-type vacuole membrane; PAS complex.
AUGUCUUCACACGACAAGACUCCCGUCGCGUCGACGUCGACAUCAGCCAGCCCGUCCCAGACGCCAGAUUCCACCUCGACGCACUCACCCUCUGUCUCGGCCUCGUCCAGCACCAAUCCCUCCAGAUCAACCACCCCCAAACCCGUCCGGGAAUCGUCCACCUCCACGGCAUCACAACCACCACCACAACUACCACCACCACAGACCAAGAAACCCCUUCCACGACGAGCUCCCUCCGCGACCAACUCCCCAAUCCCUUCUCGAGAACCGUCACCGGUCCGGCCGACUGCCAAACCGGUCGUCUCGGCUCGUACCUCGGGCCCAGGUCGGUCGAGAAAGAAUAGUUCACACGACGUCAGUCCGUCACGCUCCUCCAGCAUUUCGAGCAACCCUCCUUCUGCCGCGGCCACGCAACGGGCUCUCUCUGCGACAUCCAUACCAACCCUCUAUCCAAGCGUGUCAGAUCCCACCAUACGAGCUCCAAUCCCCCAGAAAUCUGCUGCCACCCCCGAAUUCAAAGACACUCCUCGCUGGCCGAUAUCUCCCAGACUCCGGUCACCUCCACCCAUAACCAAGUCCAUGAUACACUCCCCGCGCAAGAACGACGACGUGCCCGCAAUCAAUGUCCUACGAACACCCCAAGCGAUCGAGCAGUCCGAAGGGAGGCAACCGACGAAUGACGGCGAGACAGAAGAAUCUUUGUUAGUGCCGGGCAUGCGAACGCCAGCGAGAGGGGCCAGCGGAGCGAGUUCGACGCUGGAAACGGUGCAGGAGAUCAUUCCCAUCAAAGAAGGAGACGAAGACUCGGAGAAGAGUGGCACGGAGAGUAGAAAGACGUCAAUGGACCAGGGAAAGCCCAAAACAAGUGCGGUCUCCAAUGAGAGUGGCAGUGAUAGUGCCGGUAAAGGGGAGAUCAAGAUGAGAACCACCUCAGCAACACCAGUAACAGGGCUACGGCCGAGCGCUCCCGCGGUAAAACCCUUUGGCGCAGGGAGAGGAAAGGCAUCAGAAGGCUCCGGUCGGAACAUGACGGUGGAAACAGAAGUCGUCAGUUCCAUCCCGCAGGUCGCGGUAGGUACGAGAGAUACGAUGAGUCUGGGAGGAAACGGCAGCAUACGCAACAAGCCCAGCUCCGAAACGAUUCGACCAAAGAAAGAAAAGAAGAAGACAACGCGGAAGACCCCGUCGGUGGCUUCUGGAACGGGUGAGCAACCAAAUUCAUCAAGGCCCCGCCUUCAUCAUCAAUCCUCUAUCCGAGACUUGAAGUAUCCUGUGGGUGCUGCUAGGUCUCUCGAGUGGCCCAAUGGCCAAGCCUCGUAUCCCCCCUCAGACAGCAGUGGUGCAAUUAGUCCUACGAGACAAUCAGCACCGUCACCGCGCAGGCCAAGUCUAAGUAUUCACAAUAUGAGCAAUAUGCUAACUAGAAGCCGCCCAGCCUCUUCCAAAGCAGAUAUCUUCGAGGCGAAAGUCGCAAGCGCGGUCGAUGAGGCAGACUCCUCCGAUUCCGAGGAGACAUUUGUCUAUGAGUCCAACCCACCCGAGCCUGUCGACCGACAUAAACGGUAUCAUUCGCGGACGCCCAGCGCAACCUCCAUGGCCAGCCAGAUCGAUCAGAGGAACGGUCCAAGAUCAGCCAUGGAGGGCGGUCACAGUGUGGCUAUGAAGAAAAGUAUGAAGUUUGCCAAUUCCUUUACGAGCAGUGGCGGUCCGGAAUCCACUACUGGCGACGACGAUGGUAAAGGUACCGCGCGAAGUAGUGUCGGGACGGGUCGAGGGACGAACCAUCACCACCAUCCACAUAUCGGUCGCUGGGGACGCAACGGCGGCAAUGGUCACGCUUCUCUGUUUGAUAACGAAUCUCCUUUUCCUAAUGCAACGAAACCCAAAUUUUCAGGUACAGGUCCUAGACACUCCUCACAACCUACGAGUCCAAGGUUGUCGAAUUCAAGAGUUGGGGCGCUCGGCAAAAAGUCUGGUCCAUUAUCAUCAAGCUACGAUCUUGAUGACGGCGCGGAUGACGAGCGCACUCCUUUAAUGUCAAGUGUACGAUCAGGACGAUCCAUACGGGGUCGGCGACAGAACGCAGCCUCGAUUCGGCAAUUAGAGCAUCAAGCCUCACGACAUCACCGGCCUUUCCUUUCACAGUUUGCUGGUUGGCUAGUAUUAUGCAUCAUGAUCUUGCUGGUCAUAGCCGGCGCAUUGGCGUUUACAUUUGCGACGACUCAACCUCUGGCCGACGUCAAGGUAUUAGCGCUAAAGAAUGUUCUUGCUAGCGAACAGGACAUCAUUUUCGAUAUGAAAGUGCAAGCUCGAAAUCCAAAUAUUGUGGCCGUGUCCGUCGACAUGGCUGACAUUGUUAUUUUUGCAAAGUCAAAGUACGCUGGCACCGAUUCCGAAUGGUGGAGUCGACCAAACAUGCCUCUAAGUAUCAUGCGACGAGCCAUUGCGCGACGACAGGAUCACGAUCCUCCACGGGGUGACGAUCCUAAUACGAACCCAAAUCUGGAAAUUGGACAUGUUUACGAGUUAGACAGUCCUUUGAGCUUCGAAGGGUCUCCCUUUCAUCACACUCGCUCGGAUUCCACUGGUCAAAUUCGAGUCGAUCACCCAGGAAAUCAUACUGUACCAUCAGGAAGCGAACGUUGGGGGCGGGUACUGCAACACGAGUUCGAUCUAAUCGUUCGGGGCACGCUCAAAUACUCUCUACCCUUGAGCCAGAAAACCAGAAGCAUCUCGGUCGAGGGCCGAGUCACGGUCAAACCAAACGCCGCAGACCAGGAUCCUGACGCUGUCCAUAUAAUGCCGGCUCGGUCUGUCGGUAAAUAA